UCUCAAUUCUCCACCACAGAUCGUCACCCUGUGCACGCGCCUGCAUAACGCGUGCGUCUUUUCUUUUUCACGCCACGCAAGGCAGUUAGCCUCUAUUGACGUUAUGCAAACGAUUCGGCUACUAUGUUGAUCCUGGCUAUGGUGUCUUGGUGGGACCACUGCGUCCUGGCAAACCUCACGGAGGCGCGUCUGGACAUCUUUAUCACAUCACGACGACGAGUGAUCCGUCAACCCUAGAAUCAGACUUGGUCUUGUAUGCUCGAUGCAUCUUACCAGGCCUUCGCGGGCGUCUAUCAAGCCCUUCUUUGGCUUUAUUCAUCUUCUUUUCUAUGCUGAUCCUACAUGGCUGGACGUAGUCCUUGUUUGCGUCGGCUGUGUUGCAGCUAUCGCAGCAGGAGUCCCGUUUCCCAUCGUGGCCAUUGUGUUCGGAAAAUUGGUUGACGACUUCAACGACGCAACAUGCAACCAGGACUCCGGAGGCUCGACCAAGUCAAUCGACUCGCAAAUCCUUCUAUUGGUCUAUCUCGCCAUUGCCAGCUUGGUCUUGAUCUAUGUACAUCUUGUGUGCUGGAGCAUAGCAUCUCAACGGUUAGCUCAACGCGUUCGUGAUCGAUAUCUGAGGAAUCUUUUACGACAGGACCUGGCUUUCUUCGACAACCUUCAAGCCGGCGAGGUAUCUUCUCGACUCAAUGGCGAUAUUCAGGCAAUCGAGAGCGGCACCUGCGAGAAAGUGGGUGUUGCUCUAGCAUGUGUGUCAUUUUGUGUCACUGCAUAUAUCGUUGGCUUCACCAGGGAUGCUGAGCUUACGGGCAUUCUGAUCUCGUUGAUCCCUGCAUUUUUGCUCAUGGCAGUGAUUGGCGGUCAUUUUUUCGGAAAGUAUACUGCGAAGCUGUCGGCAUGCUUUGGAUCAGCGAGUGCCAUUGCUUCUGAGUCUUUAAGUCAUAUCGGGCUUGUGCAUGCUCUCGGGGCCAACACAAGACUUGAGGAGAAGUUCAGAGCUCAUCUAGGGGAUGCUCGUGAAGCAGGUAUCAAGAAGGCGAAUACUGCAGCAGUACAGGCCGGUCUACUCUACUUUAUUGCAUUCUCAGCCAGUGCACUUGGAUACUGGCGGGGAAGCCGUAAAAUCGCCGAUGCGAUCGAGGGCAACGGAAACACGACUAUUGGACAGAUAUACACUGUGACCUUCAUUCUGUUAGAUGGCGCCAUUGUUCUAAGUCAGGUUGCUCCUUUAUUGCCACUCUUUGGAGGCGCGGUAGCUGCAUUCAAGCGUUUGCAAAAAGACAUUGAAACUCAGCCUACCAUCAACAAUAUUUCGGCCUCUUCCGAAAGCCCUUCUAUGGUUGAUGGAUCAAUCGAGUUUCGCAAAGUUGCUUUCACAUACCCAUCAAGGCCUGAUCAACCCGUCUUGAACAGCAUAUCUUUCGACUGUGAAGCUGGAAAGCUAACUGCGAUUGUCGGUCUUUCCGGAAGUGGCAAGUCGACCAUCGCUAGUCUUAUCAGCCGAUUUUACGAUCCACAGAGCGGGAAUGUUUGGCUUGAUGGGCAUGAUGUCAAGGAUUUGAAUGUUCGAACCCUUCGAGGGUUCAUCAGUCUCGUUCAGCAAGAGCCAUCACUCCUAGACCGGUCUAUUCUAGAGAACGUUGCGCUUGGCCUCAUCAACUCGCCGGCACAUUCGCACUUGGAGAAAACUUUGCUUAGCGAUACCUUGGCACAACUCACGGAGGAGGCUAGAAACGGCCACGAUCUUAUCGAAUCUGCUAAAAAGGCCGGACCUGAGGUGGCCGAAAUCAUUCAUUUGGUUCAGCAUGCAGCAGACCUCGCGGAUGUUGCUACUUUCAUCGAUCGUCUCGAGUUUGGUUUCGCCACGCUCGUCGGCUCAAGCGGGAGUCUCGUUAGUGGUGGACAGAAGCAACGGAUCGCUCUUGCUCGUGCCUUGGUUCGGGACCCAAAAAUUCUCAUCCUCGAUGAAGCCACAGCAGCUCUCGACUCGGCAAGCGAACAACGAAUCCAAGCCGCAAUCGAAAGAGCCUCCCAAGGAAGAACCGUCGUAUCGAUUGCUCAUCGGCUGUCGACCAUCAGGAAUGCAUCCAAGAUAAUUGUCAUGAAAAAGGGGACCAUCCUUGAGCAGGGCACUCACGAACAGCUUAUGAGCCAGGCAGGAUCCUAUGCAGAUAUGGUGCAUCUUCAAUCCGUCAAGCCCACCGGCGACGGGACAUCCAGCUCUAGAACAAGUCUUUCCGAAUCUGAGAUUAGUGUAGUUCCAAACGAAAAACAGGUGUUUGACCCAAAAGAGAGCGAUGCAGUCUUGGGGGGCGACGCAAAUUCUCCAGAUUCAGCGAGCACAACAAAAGAGCAAGUAGUUGCACGUUCGACUCGCAAGACAAUGGCUCCACUGGUACGACCGUACAUACUUCUUCUUGCCCUCGCAUUCUUCGCUGCUUUGAUCGUUGGUGGUCAGUACAUCGCGUCCAGUCUCUUGUUCGGGAAUAUCAUGGGCGGCAUGUCGCCCUGUAAUGAGCCAAACUAUAUUCGAUCACGAGGCGAACUUCUCUCCGGAAUGUGGUUCAUGGUUGCUUGUGUGGUGUUUUUCGCAAACUUCACAAGCUGGUCAGUCUUCGGACUAGUAUCUGAGCGAUUGGUUUACAAAGUCCGGAAUCUGUCUUUACAAGCCCUUCUGCAUCAGCCGUUGCAGUGGCACGAAUCCGAAGGGCGAAGCCCAUCGAGUCUUCUCGAGUUCAUCACCAAGGAUGGUAAUGCCCUAGCCGGGUUCAGCGGCUCUAUUGCCGGCACAUUGUUUUCCGUCAUCGUCAACUUCGUCGGUGCCAUCAUCCUCUCCCACAUCAUUGCCUGGAGGAUUGCAAUCGUCUGCCUUGUUACAGUUCCCAUACUUUUAGGUGCUGGGUUUAUGCAAUUUCGCGCCAUCGGACGCUUUGCAGCUAAACAUGCCAGUGCGUUCUCGUCUUCCAUUGGAGUUACAAUCGAGGCAGUCGCAAACAUCCGCACCGUCCAUGCACUUUCCAUCGAAGAUGAGAUCGUACAAACUUACCGAAGAUCAUUGGAAGGCCCACGUAAAGAAAUGGUGAAGCAGAGCUUGAAGACGAAUGUCUGGCUAGCAAUUGCCAACUCUUGCGGCUUCUUCAUCUACGCCUUGGCGUAUUGGUGGGGCUACAGGAACGUCAGUGAGGGCAGAUAUAAGCAGACCGAGUUCUUCAUUAUUCUCAUAGCUAUGCUUGUCUCCGCCCAGCUUUGGGGCCAGCUAUUCACCCUUGCUCCUGAGAUAUCGAAAGCCAAGGGCGCUAUAUCGCGUAUUUGUGGACUCAUCGAGCUGGGGGGAGACUCUUCAGGCAUACCAUCUGGUAGAUCGUCUCCGGCUUCCGGUUACAACGCAGAUGAGAAGCGAGAUAUAGAAGCGUUAGGGGAGUCAGCAUCACCUGCUUCGCCUGGAGGCGGCGGCGCUCAGGUCGUGUUCCGUGAUGUCUCUUUUUCGUAUCCCGCGCGUCCUGGCAUUCCAGUGCUCACAUCUUUGUCGCUUUCCAUCCAACCUGGCCAAUUCUGUGCACUUGUCGGUCCUUCGGGAGCAGGCAAGAGCACCGUUCUUGCCUUGCUUGAACGCUUCUACCGUCCCACUUCCGGCAGUAUUUUCAUCAACGGUUACGAUAUCUCGCAUCAUCACGGCGUCUCUUUCCGCGACGACAUCGCAUACGUACCUCAAGCUAAUGUGCUUUUCCAAGGAAGCAUAAAGUUCAACAUCUCUCUUGGAGCGCGACCAGGGCACACACCUACAGAUGAAGAGAUCCAAGAGGCUUGCAAGCUUGCCAACAUCCAUGAAACGAUUGUCGACCUGCCACAGGGCUACGAGACAGACUGCGGUGCCAAUGGCUCGCAGCUGUCGGGUGGCCAAAAGCAACGGCUGUCCAUUGCACGCGCUCUAGUGAGGAAACCAAAGCUUCUGCUUUUAGACGAGAGCACUAGCGCUUUGGAUGCAGAAAGCGAAAAAGCCUUGGAGCUUGGUCUUGAACGAGCUGUCAAGGGCCACGGCGUUACGGUCAUUGCCAUCGCCCAUCGGCUACGUACCAUUGCUAGGGCUGACGUCAUCUUCAUGGUGGAUGGGGGUAAAGUCGUAGAUCAAGGAAGACACGAAGACCUUGUGCAGCGUAGUGAAAGCUACCGUGUCAAUGCCUUGCAUCAGAUGGUAGAAUAGUCUUGUCCGCAUCAUCAUAAUAUAUUUCUAAUCUGUUCAAAACUGAUCAUAUCAUACCAACCCUUGGCUUCUGGCAGUUUUUUUAUCCACUCUUGGAACUCGGAAAGUUGAUAGAGUCUCUUACUCUUCUUUCGCACUAUUGAUACCAUCUAAUGAUAGAUACUCCAACUUGUGGACGAGCAUUUUCGUUAAGGAUUUAAAUGUUUAAAUCUUGUCUUCCAUGUAACUAGU
Dothidotthia symphoricarpi CBS 119687 is the source of this 4432-nucleotide messenger RNA. Its product is annotated as leptomycin B resistance protein pmd1. Lineage: Eukaryota; Fungi; Ascomycota; Dothideomycetes; Pleosporales; Dothidotthiaceae. Gene Ontology annotation, cellular component: membrane. The transcript is spliced from 2 exons. Gene Ontology annotation, molecular function: ATP binding; ABC-type transporter activity; ATP hydrolysis activity. The record is from RefSeq and is a predicted model, not a curated record. The coding region runs from base 263 to 4201 and encodes 1312 amino acids. Gene Ontology annotation, biological process: transmembrane transport.